UACCCACUAUCGACUCAGUUGCUGGUGACAACGAUACACACAUACACAUACUCAUGAUUGUGAGACAAGGGGUUCGAUAAAGUAGAAAGUUAGCAAAGGCUACGCGCACACAUCGAGAUGGACAUUUUGGAAGAACCAAGAAAGCUAAAUGUGUCCUUUGGCACCACACAGAACAGGACACUGUUUCCUGUCCAUAUGGCUCCCAAUAGAUUUGGAAAUGAUCUGAAACCCUUGAGAGGUCAACCUAACACUGGGCCAGGAUGCUACAAUAAUGAGGAGGUUAGCAACUUCAAAUAUCAGAUUGACACGUACCUUACUAGUCAAAAAGGUUAUACAAUGGGAGCAAGAACAGGUCCAAGGUUUAGGAAAGAGUUUAAGGAAGUAACCCCAGCUCCUCCAGAGUACCAGACUAAGGUCACUGACCCCAUAGAGUUCACACCUAGCUACAAACCUUUUAAUGCAGCUGCAGACAGAUUUCCUGUUUACAAAAGAGAGAUUGAAGAAUCUGUACCUGGUGCUGGAACAUAUGAACAUGAGAUUCCAAGAAACAGGAAAGUGCAGUGGCACCAGUCAUUUGGUGGGGCUCCAAUCAAUCUCCCAGCAGUGACCAUCAAGAGCACACUGCAGCCUAAUACAGAAAAGCUUCUCAGUACAAAAGAAACAAAAAAGUAUGAAAGAAGGCUGGCAUAUCUGAAACUGUAUUACAAAUGACUCUGAACUUGACAUUAUGUUGGAAUGCAAAAUGGUCUGUUCAGGCCAAUGGGAAAUAAGGAAAUCCAAAGAAAAAGCAUUUGCUUUGACCAAGGAUCCAGCUUAUGGGUGUCAACGGCAGUGAUGGUCUGAUUCAAGUAAUUUAAUUCUUCGUACAAUCAUUGGAAGCUAAAAACCUGUGGUUUUCUCACAGGAGAAGUGGUUUUGGACAGACAAGUCAACUUUGUCUUCAUUGAUUGGAUCUGUUUGAAAGAAUAACAUCAUACUCAUCAAAGCAUCUGGAACGUAUCGCCAAAUAUCACUUAUCCAUAAAUCUGGAUAUUCAUUAUCAUUUGCAUGUAAUUCA
This is a messenger RNA of Lingula anatina, 1057 nucleotides long. Its product is annotated as ciliary microtubule-associated protein 3. Gene Ontology annotation, biological process: regulation of cell projection organization. The record is from RefSeq and is a predicted model, not a curated record. Gene Ontology annotation, molecular function: cytoskeletal protein binding. NCBI's taxonomy places the organism in Eukaryota, Metazoa, Brachiopoda, Lingulata, Lingulida, Lingulidae.